Molecule: messenger RNA, 2054 nt
Organism: Klebsormidium nitens
Lineage: Eukaryota; Viridiplantae; Streptophyta; Klebsormidiophyceae; Klebsormidiales; Klebsormidiaceae
Source: the annotation of a GenBank genome assembly
AUGGACAAGACCGAAGAGCUUACCAACCGCUCCUUCUACUGGCCGGACCUCCAAGCGGACGUCCGGCGUUACAUCCGCUCGUGCGACGCGUGCCAACGCAACAAGCCCAGCAACCGCCGCCCUGGGGGACUUCUACAGCCUAUUCCCAUCCCCCAGGAGCGGUGGGAGCAAAUUACUAUGGACUUAAUUGCAGGCUUACCCAAAACCGCUCGAGGAAAUUCAGGCAUUGCUGUUUUCGUCGACCGGUUAUCUAAAGAAAUAAAAAUCGCUCCCAUCUCUGAUGACACCACUGCGCCCGCCAUCGCACGAGUAUAUUUUGAUAAUGUUUUCCGUCAUAAGGGACUGUCACGCGUCAUUAUCUCUGACAGGGACCCCCGGUUCACUUCUAACUUUUGGCGGUCCCUUUUCAGGCUCCUUGGUACCAAGCUCUCCUUCUCCACCGCCUUCCACCCCCAAACCGACGGUCAAACCGAGCGCGUGAACCGGGUCAUCGAGGAAGCCCUCCGACCCUACGUCAACGCCCGGCACUCUGACUGGGACCUCUAUCUUACCCCUAUCGAGUUCGCCUAUAACAACUCGGUCCAACUCUCUACCGGUCACUCCCCCUUCUACCUCAACACCGGUAGACACCCCCUCACACCUUCCAACCUCCUCAAACCACCUACCUCCGAUACCCCCGCCGCCGAUCAAUUCCUACAUAACAUCGCGUACUCCCUACAACACGCCAAAACCCUCCUCGCACUCGCCCAAAAUCGACAAAAAACAGGUCAAGCAUCCCCCAUCUCAGACUGGGUUCGGCAUGACGAGGCGGCGGUGUGGAUGCCGCUCCCAAUUGAUGACCCCCUCAAGCCACGGAAAUUGGCAGUCCUGCAGCGGGCUCACGGCUUUGACCCGAAAGCUGAGGGCACUAUUUUAGCAGACCCAGACGUUGGUGUUCUUUUUAUGCUGAAGCUGUCCGAACCUGACAAAGCCGGCCGAGCCCAGAAGUUGCUCCAGCGGAUGCAGUUCUUUGAAGGAAUCAUCAACAUGACGUCAGCAGAGUUGGACAUGAUAGAGGGCAAAGGGCGCGGCAAGCGGCUCCGACGGUCCCAGGCCCCGCGUGGGCUCUCGGAGCUUAGGGACAUUGACGCGCUCCUCACGAUUGUAUUUCGGCUCAACGACAUGUCUGGAACGUGUCGGGAGCAAGCAGCACGGCUGGCGGAGCUGUUGCGAGGUGGGGAAACCUCCGGAGAUGUGGUGCCAAAAACCGACGGUUCAAAAGCGGAGUUUUUGGAGUCCAAGAAAGAAGUGGUUGCUGGGUCCUUGAGUGGCGUUGACCGUCAGCGAAAGAGGAAGAGGAGCACCCCGGUACCUGCAAGAUCGACUGAGGGCUUGGAGCUCGUCUCCUUAGACGACAGCAUCGUGUUUGAGGGAGAGAAGGUGCCGAGGCGGCGAGUCCGGAUGGCAUACGACGUGUUGAGGGGUGAAGCACGGGUGCUGGAAUCAGCGGUGGACUCUCUAGAGACCGGGUCAGCAAGCGGUAGCAUCGAUCGUCUUCUCAAAGGCGUACGAGGUUUGGCUUCAAAGGCGUGACAAGCGGUGCCUUUCAUGGCCAUUCAAGGGGCUGUAGUGCGUGCGCCCAGUCGUAUAUAUCGGAGGCAAUCCAUUGUCCGUUGCUUUGUGCUAUUCAGGCGUUGCUAAUUUUCCUUGUUGUUUGUCGAUACCCAAGGUUUGAUACUUCAACUUUCGGCUCCCGCAGCUCAUGGCUAGCAAGGUCUGUACAGCUCGGAUGUUGGUUGACGCCUUUGAAUUGGGGCCAGCACCUAGAUACUGAGCGUUGCAUGAUUAAUGGCUUUUCUCUCAAACGACCACCAUCAUUAGCCGGCACGCAAAGUAUUGUACUUGCUCGGACUGUACGUGAGAGUUGUGUACGUUUAAUGUAACUUGACGGCGUAUAGUCCCACUGUGUUGUAUAUAGGCCUUGAGAUCAUAUUCGCCUUAAAUUUCUGUAUUUGGCAUGCAGUUGCUCGCGGGCCGUGCAGGAUACGUGUCGCCUAACUCUCACGUCUGUCUUC